Chroicocephalus ridibundus (black-headed gull) is the source of this 1290-nucleotide messenger RNA. It is a transcript of the gene MUC13, whose product is annotated as mucin 13, cell surface associated. The transcript is spliced from 14 exons. The record is from RefSeq and is a predicted model, not a curated record. Gene Ontology annotation, biological process: heart development. NCBI's taxonomy places the organism in Eukaryota, Metazoa, Chordata, Aves, Charadriiformes, Laridae. The coding region runs from base 1 to 1290 and encodes 429 amino acids.
AUGAGACGCCAUGUAUUCCUCGCUGUGUUGCUCAGCCUGCUGGUGAGCCUUUCAAAAGAAGACAACACUGGAACAGCUACUGCCACACCUGAGCCGACAACCCAAAGAACUACAGAAAACAACACUGGAACAGCUACUGCCACACCUGAGCCGACAACCCCAAUAACUGCAGAAGACAACACUGGAACAGCUACUGCCACACCUGAGCCGACAACCCCAAUAACUGCAGGGGGCUUGUGCAACUCAAACCCUUGUGGAACAGAUUUGGCUAAAUGUAUUGCUUUAUACAGCAAUUUUACCUGCCAGUGCCAAUAUGGAUUCUACUACAGAGAGAACAAUUGUCACCCAGGGCAAAUAUUCCCAUGGGUCAUUACGCUGAAUGAAUCUUACAGUGAUAGUUUUCCAAAUGUAAAUUCCAAGGAGUAUGAAGAGAUGUUCCAAAAUAUAACAAUGUUUUUUAACGAAGCCUUCAGCAAUUACAAUUUAACAGGCUUUGAACAGACUGUCAUCAUGAAAAUUGAAUCUCCAAAAAAAGUCAGAUCUUCUCUUUCAACGAAUAUAACAGUGAUAAACCUGUUUAUGGAGGAUGCAUCUGUAAGCAAUGAGACAGUUAGUUUGGCAAUAAAAAAUGCAACAGAAAAAUCAGCCUUUGUCUCUUACUCCAGAGGUGCAAGCUAUUGUGAGGGCUUUAACUGUGAUACCAGAACCACAGAGUGCAAAGAAAAAAUGUUUCCUACAUGCGAAUGCAAAAGUAAUUUCUCACGUACAGAAUGGGAUGUUCUUUCUUGUUCAGAUUGCAGUAAAGACUGUUCUGGUGAAGAAAAUAAGUACUGUGCAAAAGAAGAAGGGGUUCCAACAUGCAAAUGCAUGCCUAACUUUGAAAAAAAGAAUGAAAAAUGUGUAUUUUGUCCAGUGGGCUACUCUGGGGAGAACUGCAGUAACAAUCGUGAACUCAUCCUUAUAAUAGUGGGUACAGUGUUUGGAGCCAUUAUCCUGAGUUUAGUGGUAGCACUGUCUGUUGUUUCACUAAGAGCCAAACACAAACAAGGUCCAGAGAAGAGGAGCCUGAUAAAGCAGGGAUAUUCCAACCCAAAUGCCUCUGAUGAUAGGCAGACCACAACGUUCCCCAGAGUCCAAACCACUUCUGGCCAUGCGAACCCAGGAUAUCAGCCAAACAACCCUUAUGAGAAGCAUUCUGCAAAUAGAGGUCAUUUUCUGGAGAGGGAUUAUGAUGAUAUGUACGAAGCAUCACGGGAGCCUGAGGGCUUUAGGAUGCAGAGUAGAUACUAA